CUAAGCCGAAUAGAUGUUGGCUGGCUAGGCUUCUACCUCUCUACUCACCCCACUCCUUCACUGGCCAUAUUUCUGGUGCACGGCUUCACAGAAGGCUUCCACACUGGCCUCAUUACCUUACCCCUCACCUCACACGAGUGCAAGAACCUCCAGUCAGCAGCCAUCGACACGCAAGCAAUCGACUCCUUACUACAGUCAGAAGUGGAUAAAGGCUUUGUUAUUGGCCCCUUCCCACAGUCUCCUUUCCCAGUCUGGAGAGUUAGCCCUAUUGGGCUUGUCAAGGGCAAGUUCACUAAUAAAGUCCGCUUGGUGUACGACUUGUCUGCGCCUCAUUGCUCCCACAUCCCCAGCCUGAACUCCCUAAUCCCCUCUGCACAGUUUUCCCUCAAGUACGCCUCAGUGGACCUGGCCAUCCAAACAAUCAUCUCAAUAGGCCCCGGAGCCUGGCUAUCCAAAGCGGAUAUAUCUGACGCAUUCAAGCUCCUUCCCAUUGAGCCGUCCCUCUGGCGCUGGCACGGCAUCAAAUGGAGAGAGGCCUACUACUUCGCCACCAAACUGACCUUUGGCUCAAAAAGUAGCCCAUGGCUCUUUAAUGUCUUUGCCCAGGCCCUCACAUGGAUACUGUCCCACCAGGCCCACUGUCACUCAGUCAUCCACUACCUUGAUGAUUUCCUGCUCAUUGAGCAACCAGGUACAUCCCCCACUGAUCUAGACAAAUUAAGGGUGGUCUUCAACAACCUAAAUGUGCCCCUAGCCGAGCACAAAGUAGAAGGACCAGCACAUUCCAUCACCUUCCUAGGUAUCAACCUAGACACACAAGCCAUGCAAGCGAGCCUGCCUCUUGACAAAUUAACUCGCAUCAGGGCUACUAUCCACGACUUCACUCAGUCGCAAGGAUGUACCAGGAGACAGUUACAGUCCUUACUAGGGAUGAUGAAUUUUGCUAUGAGGAUUAUCCCUCAAGGACGGUCCUUCAUAUCACGACUCUUAGUCUUUCUCACGCCAGCACAAGACCCAGACCGAAUCCUCAAGCUAGAUCAGGCAGCAGUAUCAGACUUGGCCAUGUGGGAUGAAUUCCUCACUAGCUGGAAUGGCAUCUCAAUGUUCAUCCCAGCUCUUUUAGACGAGUCUCCACAGGUGGUCACCGAUGCCGCAGCCUCCAGCGGCUUUGCGGCCAUAUUUGGCCGUCACUGGUUCGCCGAACCUUGGCCCCCAGAAAUCCUCCUAAUCCCAGGCUUCACCCAGUCGUCAUCUCUCUUCGAGCUUUACCCGGUCGUUGCAGCUGCCCAGCUCUGGGGCCACACGUGGACAAAUCAAACAGUGCUUUUUACCACGGACAACCAGGCCACAGCUGACAUAAUUAACAAGGGCAGAUCCCGAUCUCUCCAUAUUAUGUCCUUCCUGCGUAGGCUCGUGCAGCUGUCUCUCUGCCACCACUUUAAUUUUGUUUGUAGACAUAUUCCAGGCAAACUCAAUACCGCUGCUGAUGCACUGUCCCGUUUCAACCUCACCUUGUUUUUUCAGCAGGAGCCUGGAGCCGACCCAAUGUCCACCCCUGUCCCACCCUGGUCGUUGCUAACGAUGGAUUAAAAACUCACCUCGCCAACGCAACUCUACUCAUCAACCAGUCUUUGUCUCACAACACAUUGAAAUCCUAUGUCAUGGCUUGGAACACCUACUGCAAAUUUCUGGCCUCUUGCCCAGGAGCAGCAACAGGCGAUGUCCGACACAUUCUAGCCUUCGUGUCAUACUGCCAUACCCAGCUAGCCCUCGCUCAUAACACUAUAAAACUGUACCUAGCCGGCGUCCAGCACUUCCUAUCUUUAGAAGACCCCAGCAGACCGUCAGUGUUCACCGCCCAUGCCGUUAAGUCACUCUUGCGAGGCAUUCAGAAACUCAGACCAGUGACCAGUGGCAAACGCCUACCUAUCACCAGUGCCAUUUUCAGGGACAUGUCCGAGAUCCUCACCCGUUCCCCCUUCGGGGCACUGCCCAGCCUAGUCAUCCAGGCGGCCAUCUACUUGGCCUUUUAUGGUUUCCUACGACCCGGCGAAUUCACAGUCAGCGGCCCCAGCAGCCACACAC
Molecule: messenger RNA, 2085 nt
Organism: Rana temporaria (common frog)
Lineage: Eukaryota; Metazoa; Chordata; Amphibia; Anura; Ranidae
Exons: 1
Source: RefSeq, a predicted model, not a curated record